Messenger RNA from Meloidogyne enterolobii, 1123 nucleotides. Lineage: Eukaryota; Metazoa; Nematoda; Chromadorea; Rhabditida; Meloidogynidae. The record is from the annotation of a GenBank genome assembly.
GGGACACGAUCUUAAGGGACACCAAUAGGUUUCUGUUUCGUCCGCAAAUAUUAGUCCGCAAAAGUCUUCUCUAAUUCGAAUGGGCCUGGUUGAGAAAAAAAAGUCUAGUAGGGGGUUCAAUUUCUUUAGGAACGAGUUUCUAGUCAAAAAGAGGCGCGAUCUUAUAAUCGAUUGUCCAAUAUCAAUAGGUUUCAGUUUUGUCCGCAAAUGUUGUCCGCAAAAGUCCUCUAAUUUUUUCUUUAUUUUUUUCAGAAUUUAACAUUAAAAAAUGGAUACCGCUAACCAAUAUGUAAAAUUAAAUGUAGGUGGAGCACUUUUUCAUACAACAUUGGGAACUUUACUUAAAUAUGAUUCCAUGUUUAAAGCAAUGUUUUCUGGGAGAAAUGAGGUUUUUCGUGAUUCUGAUGGUUAUGUACCCAUUGAUCGUUGUGGAAAACAUUUUGGAUUGAUCUUAAAUUUUAUGAGAGAUGGAACUGUUCCGUUACCGGAUUGUCGUACUGAAGUUCAAGAGAUUAUUAUUGAGGCUAAAUUUUAUUUGAUUCAGGAAUUGGUAAGCUUGUGUGAAUCUUGGUUUAUAAACAUGGAAAAAGCUCAAGUUGAGCCAAUUGGUGUUUGUCAAGUACCUGUGGUUAUGUCAAAGAAACAAGUUGAACGAAUUUGGCAAAGCUCUACGGGUCGUCCAGUAAUUGAAUUGCUUCUAAACCGAAAUAACAACAAAUAUAGUUAUAAUACAAGUUCUGAUGAAAACUUUCUUCGUAAUCAAGAGCUUUUUGAUAAAUUAUUGUUGCGCUUUAACUCUUCUAAAAAUAAUAAUGUUCUCUUCAUUAAAAAUUUGGGUAUUGGCAGUCCAGAAAUUUGUCAAUGGACUUUUUAUGGAAAUGCUAGCCGUAAAGUUGAGAUUUCGUGUACUUCAAUUGUUUAUACUCCCGAAAAGAAACAAACAAAAGUUGAAUUUCCAGAAGCCCGUAUAUACGAAGAAACAUUAAAUGCUCUUUUAACUUUUGGUGGUUGUACACAUUGCAAGAAUGAUGAUCCUUCUAUUCAACAAAAACCGUCAUCAACUGAAUCUGCUCGUCGCGGCUUGGUUUCUAUUUUUUAUUAUUUCAGUCCGACCUCAUUAUAA